Messenger RNA from Linum tenue, 1827 nucleotides. The record is from the annotation of a GenBank genome assembly. Lineage: Eukaryota; Viridiplantae; Streptophyta; Magnoliopsida; Malpighiales; Linaceae.
CAACGUCGUCGUUUCAAACUACCCACUGCCUUGAGCUUUCGAUCGUCUUCCCUCCGAGUGGCGGCGGCGAACCCUUUUCUCCGUUUCUCGCACCGCCUCCGCCUCCGCCUUCCGGCGGCUUUAGUUUUUCCCCCCUACUCUUCCAGUCCCUCUAUAAUUCCUCAAUUCCCCGAUAGAAAUCGAUAUUUUCUACAAUUUUGCUUCCUUGGUCCCUUCCCUACCGGCGACCAAUGGAGGCAGUUGCAGCACCACUCCCGGAUUCCGGCGCUGCCGUACUUGACCACAACCCUAACCCGGCCGAAGUCGAGGUUUUGACGCUCCGCGUCGACGAAGUUGUUCAGAAAGUCGAUAAGCUGGAGGAGAAGGUGAACGAGGUUGAACAAUUCUAUACCAACUUGAGCAAGAAGCAGCAGCAAACGGGUUCGAAAGGGAGCUCGGCGGUGAAGGAGAAAGAGAAGCAGGUUCUUAGCAUGAGGAAGCAGCAGCAAGAUGCUUCCAGGCGUGAAGCGGCGGCUGCUAAGAGAAUGCAGGAGCUUAUGCGACAACUUGGAACUGUUCUUAAGCAGCUGACCAUGCACAAAUGGGCAUGGCCUUUUAUGCAACCAGUGGAUGUGAAAGGUCUUGCCUUACAUGACUACUUUGAGGUUAUUGACAAGCCGAUGGACUUCAGUACAAUAAAAAAUCAGAUGGAGGCCAAGGAUGGUACUGGUUAUAAGAAUGUCAGGGAGAUAUGUGCUGAUGUGAGGUUAAUAUUCAAGAAUGCAAUGAAAUAUAACGAAGAAGGGAGUGAUGUUAAUUUUAUGGCAAGAACUUUGAUGGUCAGGUUUGAAGAGAAAUGGUUGCAAUUUCUUCCAAAAGUCACUGAAGAGGAGAGAAGAAGAGAAGAGGAGGAAGCUGAGGCUCAGUUGGACAUGCAGCUCGCCCAGGAGGCUGCUCAUGCUAAAAUCACAAAAGAUUUGAGCAAUGAGCUUUAUGAUCUUGAUAUGCAUCUUGAGGAGCUUAGAGAAAUGGUUGUUCAAAACUGCAGAAAAUGGUCCACUGAAGAUAAAAGAAAGCUAGGGGGAGCCCUAACAAGAUUGUCUCCUGAAGAUCUCACAAAAGCGCUGGAGAUAGUUGCUCAAAAUAACCCAGGCUUCCAAGCAACAGCCGAGGAAGUGGACCUGGACAUCGAUGCACAGAGCGAAUCUACACUGUGGAGGCUGAAGUUCUUUGUGAGGGAUGCUCUUGAAGCACAAAGUAAAACUGCACCUGCUAGCACUGGUGGGAAUACCAACGACGAUAAGAACGUCAACAAUAACAAUGUCACCAGCAACAACCAUAAGCGUAAAAGAGAGAUUUGUGAUGCCAUUGCCAUUGCUAAAACCGCGAAGAAGAGGAGCAAGAAGCCUUCUUGAUGGUGGCUAGGACAGCUUUUCACUUUUCAGCCAUUUGUACAGAGAGGAGGUGGUUGAAGGAGGACAAAAGCAAGGAACCAGAGAUGUGUCUAUCGUGCGUAACGUUCACUGUUUUUCACUCUUUUCUGUCUUCGAUAGAUUUGCUAGGAUGUAACAUAGGAGGGACUCGGUUGUCGGAGUUGCAACUUCCAACUGAUUGAUUCUUUUUCUUUCUAAGAUAAAAGGGUAGCUUUUCACACUUUUCACUGCGAAAGAAAUGGUUCUGCGAAUAUAUAAAAGGAAGGAAGCACGAAUCCUUCCCUCUGGUUUUGGGUUUGUCCAGCCUACCAAUCUGGGCGUUUGACUUUUGAGUUGUGUCUAUUUUCUUUCUCUCCUUAUUCCUUCUAUUCAUUAUUCUAAUAACUCGAGUUAUUGAAUCCAACUAGUUCUCGAC